AUAAAUAGUAGCUAGCGAGAUCGAGAUACAGGACAUUAGCACUUAGCAGCAAGCUGAGUUAGCUAGCUAGUGAGCGCAGUUAGCUAACGGCCUGGCUACGCGCCAAAUAGCUAGCUAUAUGUUGGUGAAGGAAACAUUAUACGCAUUUGUUUGCAACGUACUAUAAUUAGGUUACAUAACUGUAUUCCUUCUGUGGUUUGCAAGUGUGAAGCUAAAGAUUUAUUCCUGGAGUCAAACAAAGCAACAUGGAUUUUUUCUUUGACGACCUACCAUCCACAUCACAGUCCACUCCCAAGAGCGGACAUGAAGAUUCACAGCUGACAGAAGACAUGGACCCAGAUUCAUCAAGAGGGAAGUCUUCAAACACAAGCAUGACUGAGACUCAAGGGCAGCACACCUGCCCCAAUAUAGAUGACAUCAGCAGGAGAGUACAGGAACUGGUGGAAAAGAUAAACGACAACCGCACCAGUGACCAGAAAGUGAUGGACGGCUUCCAGGAGAAGUUAAUGCAGAAGGUGACAGAGAUGUGUCGGCAGACGAAGGAGCACAUGUACACGGUCUAUGAAGAGAACAGUAAUGAGAUGCAGGUGAAGCUGCAGGUGUUGUCCGAGGUGCUGGAGAGCUGCACUAAGCUCAACAGUGAGCUAAUAGAGGCCAACCAGGCGCUGGCAAGUCUCAGAGGGGGCCUGGCCAUUAACCAGACAUCAGACCCCUGAUAAACUAGCUACUGUUCUGAUGUCCAUAUUAUAUUUGAACUAGUUAGUGUUCUUUUAUUUAUGUUGAGUAUUCAGAAUAGUUGACUUGAAUAAGAUUACUACUUUUGGUUUCCCCUUCGUUCUUCCUCCUUUUUCAAGAAUAGACAGUAGACUGUGCCUAGGUUUUUAGGGCAGUUAGUUCAGGUUACAGCUCGUGAUUGCAGUCUAAGAAAACAAAAGCUGAAUCCAUGUU
Messenger RNA from Sander lucioperca (pikeperch), 948 nucleotides. RefSeq names its product synaptonemal complex central element protein 2 (gene syce2). Gene Ontology annotation, cellular component: central element. The transcript is spliced from 5 exons. The coding region runs from base 246 to 716 and encodes 156 amino acids. The record is from RefSeq and is a predicted model, not a curated record. Lineage: Eukaryota; Metazoa; Chordata; Actinopteri; Perciformes; Percidae. Gene Ontology annotation, biological process: synaptonemal complex assembly.